AUGUUUAUCAGCUUCAACCCAUUGCUCGCCGUUGCCACUUUGGCUUCUCUAGCUAUACUCGCCGCGGGAUCACCAACAAACCUUGGUAGCAUUAUAAGCCCAGAGCACAUCAAACGCCAAAUCGAUUGCAACUCUCAAUACGAGGGAUACGCAUUUCUAUACUUCAGCAACCGCGACGAGAAUAUCUAUCUGGCUGUCAGGAACGGAAAUGAUGCCUUAUCAUUCACAGAGCUCAACAACGGGCAUCCGAUCCUGAAAUCGACCGACGGAGAUGGUGGAGUUCGUGACCCUUUCAUCAUGCGUUCCCCUAAAGGCGACAAGUUCUACAUACUAGCCACGGACCUCUGCACCGCCUGCGGCACGUCUUGGGGGGAAGCCCAGAGUUUUGGCAGUCGAUACCUCGAGAUCUGGGAGUCGGAGGACCUCAUCACAUUUAGUGCUCAACGCCAUGUCCUGGUAUCACCGGAUAAUUAUGGCAAUACUUGGGCACCUGAGGCGUACUAUGACGAGGAGCUACAGACCUACGUUGUGUACUGGGCGUCCAGUGUCUACAAUAGCACGGCCAAUUCUAAACACGAUCCUCUCGAGUACCAGAGAAUGGUCUACGCUACCACGCAAGAUUUCCAGACUUUCAGUGAGCCAAAGAUCUGGCAAGACGAGCCUCCCAGAGGCCGGAUCGACUCAACUGUUAUCAAGGAGAAUAACAUCUACUAUCGCUUCACCAAGGCCACUAUAGAUGGCUGCGCAGACAUUGUCCAGGAGAAGAGCUCCAAUCUAACUGCCGGACUGGCAGGUUGGGACAAGGUGGCCAGUUGCAUUGGUACAAACGCGGGGACCAAGGAGGUGGAGGGUCCCUCCAUCUUCAAGGCGAACUGUCAAGAUGUCAAUGGACCGAGGUACAUUAUGCUGACCGACGAAUUUGGCGGCAAUGGCUAUGUUCCACUUGAGUCAUCCGAUCUUGCAAGCGGGAGAUGGACAUUGCGUAAAGAUUUCAAGUACCCCGCCUCUCCUCGCCACGGUACUAUCAUCCCCCUUACUGCAGAAGAGUUAAGUAAAAUCAAGGUAGCUUACAACACCACUAGUUGA
Messenger RNA from Colletotrichum costaricense, 1086 nucleotides. RefSeq lists its product as uncharacterized. The record is from RefSeq and is a predicted model, not a curated record. Lineage: Eukaryota; Fungi; Ascomycota; Sordariomycetes; Glomerellales; Glomerellaceae. The coding region runs from base 1 to 1086 and encodes 361 amino acids. The transcript has a single exon.